UCUCACCUCUAGCGCCUCUGACCAUUUCUAUGGCCAUGUUCCACUGCCAGCUCUGACAGCACCGAAAAUCUAUAGUAUACGUGACAUGAACUAUAAUUUGUCAUUCCUGACAGUAAAUAUUAGAACGCAGCCUAUGUAGCAAUUAAAUGCAGGUGUAAUCAAGCAUGUGAGUGAUUUCCACGUUGCUUCGUUGUAUGUUGUGCGUCCUCAUAUAAGUAUGGCAUCAGUGGAUUCGGGUGUGGAGACCGGGAACGACUCGAAUGAUAGCUCGAUCGUCCAACACGAGAGUCAGCAUGCAACAACCAUUGUUAGCCCCGUCGCGACUGCUGCAAAUAUUUCCGCUGCCACUAUCGGCCAGGAUGCAGUUGAUGAAGUUGCAUCGGUCGCUAUCACUGACACAUGUAAAUCGAACGAGACUUUUCUACCCAGUCCAAGCUACUUGAUGACCUUUAAACCACAUUGGCCGGUCGACAGGACAUUAUGUUCUGUUAGCGAUCAUUGUAAAUUGCACACUCUCGGAGAAACCUCGUUGGCGGCCCAUGACACCGAGCACAAAUGGCAUAGGAGCCAUGUAAACAAUAUCCAUAUAUUGAUGAGAUACGAGAGAACAUAUAGAAGAAGAAUUAGAGAAUUAAAACUUAAAACUGUACGUGGAUACAAUCGCCUUCCAAUGGAGGAGUACAGUCGCCUUUUAUUACCUGAGAGAGGUGCUUCUUAUAAUUUGAGACUGCAAAGUGAAUGUGUAGAAUGGCGAAAGCCAUUGAAUGAACGAAGAAUGCGAUUAGCUGCUGCAACUAAUGACGUAGACACGGUGAAGGAACUUUUGAGAAAUAAUGUAUCGCCCAACAAUCACGAUGUAGAAGGUCGCACUCCCCUUCAUCAUGCAGCUUGCAGGGGUUAUUCGGAAAUAGUCCAUUUGUUGUUGGCACAUGGCGCAGACCCGAAUAAACGUGAUCGUAUAGGUAACACGCCGCUACAUCUGGCUGCAGUUACUAGCAAGAUCUCAGUAGUGACGUUGCUCUUGGCAGCCGGUACCAAUGUCCGUUUGAUAGAUCAAUACGGCUUUAAUCCACUACAUCUAGCUCAAGCAAAAUUGAAGAUGUUACAGAAUUGCAAGUACGGAAGUAUGGUAAAUGUCAAAGAGGAGAUGCACAGCAUAGUUGGAAUGCUGAUGACAUACUUUAACAAGCAGAAGAAUAUGAAGGAGCAGAUAGAAACGCUGAAUAAUUUUUGCUCGCGUCUCUCUUUGUCCAAUACUUCGGAUCAGGUACAGGACGAUGUAAAGGAUUUAUUGGCAAACAUAAAAGCUCUUGAUAUAACGAGUUAAUUAUCCUUGUAUAGUACAUUUGCCAAUAUACUACACACAACGUUUACAGACUAAUGACAUCUUUCUUCAAUUUUUUUUUGUGAGAAUGUAUAGCUAUCUUCGGGAACUGCACGCGUGUGUUACUCGUAUGUGUGUUGAUGUAUGUGCUGUACGCUUUAUGUGUAAUUCGGAAAAAUGAAUCAAUUAUUAGUUUAUAACUAUUUGUAUAAUUUGCAAAGUGUAGUCUUCUUUUUAUCAAUCAUAAUCGGAAUUUUUUAUUAGGAGUCUGAUCAAGAAUUAUCCAAGUAAUACAGAGAAACUCGGUUGCAACCAAGAGAUGUUUCUCAAGUUGGAGUCGAAAAACAAAUUUACCUAAUUGAUUAGUACAAAACAUAAAUUAGUUAUAAGUACGAACACAAAUAUGACUGAAAUAAAAUUUUAGUAUGAAAAGGUCAUUGAAACAUUUAUUCAGGCACACACACACACACACACACACACAUCUAUAUAUAUAUACAUAUAUAUAUAUAUAUAUAUAUAUAUAUAUAUAUAUAUAUAAACCAGUUUAUCUAUUUACUUUUAGUACCUGUACUUUCAGAUUACAUACAACAUGUAAAUAGUCUUCAUAAUAAUUUUAUAUGCGCUGUAUAUAAAUCACCCUUCACCAAUUCUCAAUCCUAUCUCAAUAAAAAAUUAUUGUACUUGAAAGAAAA
Molecule: messenger RNA, 2016 nt
Organism: Odontomachus brunneus
Lineage: Eukaryota; Metazoa; Arthropoda; Insecta; Hymenoptera; Formicidae
Product: poly [ADP-ribose] polymerase tankyrase-2-like
Exons: 4
Coding region: 218-1327 (369 amino acids)
Cellular component (GO): cytoplasm; nucleus
Molecular function (GO): protein binding
Source: RefSeq, a predicted model, not a curated record